AUGAAUUCUAGUUGUUUAAUAUAUAAUGAUUGUUGUUUAUUAUCGAAUAUAUGUUGGAAUUCACAACGAAUUUCUUAUCUUUUUGCACGUCGAUUUAGAAGUAACUCUAGUUGGACAAGUUUUGAUUUUAAAUUCUUCCUUCCUGAACAACCAUCAAAUAAUACAAAGAUUUCUCGAUCAUUAUUAAAGUUUUAUUCUCUUAAAAUGAAUUUAUCUAUUAAUGAUGCUGAAAAUAUGUCAUCGGAUGAUUUAGAUGAUAAUCUUGAAGAAGUAUCAUCACCAAAAGCACCUUGUAAUAGUAAUGAUGAUAAUCAUCUUGAUAAACUUGCUGAAUGGGAACCUGGAAAAUUUCUACCAACAAUUGAAAGUGACGAUGAUGAAGAAGAAGUUAAAGAUAAUAAUAAAAUAAUUGCUAAUGAAAAUACUCAUACUGAUUCUAUGAAUUUAUCAACUGAAAUAUCAUCAAGCCAAGUCGAAGAUCUAUUUAUUACAUAUAUUAAUCGUCCGGUGAAAAAUGAACCGAUGGUAUAUGAUAAUAAUGAUUUCUUAUUUCCACAAUUAGAUGGUCUAACAGAUUUCUCAUGUGAUACUAUCAUAGAUCAAACAGAGCGAAAUAGUAAAAGUCAAAAUUUAAAUAAGAUUAUUACUAAAAUCAAAUCAAAAUCAAUCGAAAUAAAUCAAAAUAGAAAAAUGAAAAAAAAUAUCUCAGCACAAUCUAAAUCAAUCAAUUCAUGUCAUACAAAUAAAACAAAACGAUUGAAUAACGAAUUUCAUCAAUCAUUACGAAUAAAACAACCUUCAUCGAAGAAAAAAAGAAAAAGAUCAACAAAAGAACACGCUGGUAAAACUCUUGAAGACUAUGGUUUCAAAGUUAUUAAACGUCCAUUAAAUAAUAAUGAUAAUCAACAAAAGAAUCAAAUGAAAUCAUCGAGAAAACGAUCUGAAAACUAUUUCAAUGAAUGUAUUAUAUUUGAUGAUGACGAUGAUGAUGAUAUAAAAGAAAUUGAACAACAAAGUUAUUCAAUUCCAAGUAAUAUUCAUACUCGUGAAAAACUUCUUGAUCAUACAAUUCAUUCAUCAACAAUGCGAACAAAAUGGUUACAUAAUCUUGGAUUACUUUUACUUGAACAUAUUUCCAUAUGUCAUCAAAAAAAUAUUCGUCCAUCAAAUAGUUUAUAUUUAAAUUCUCUUAUUAAAUGCGAACCUAUGGAUAAUCCAUCAUUAUCAUAUUAUAUAGACCCAUCGUUGAUUUCAAUAAUAAUUGAAAAUUUCUUGAAAAUGUUUAUUAUAAGAAAUUCUUCUGAUAGUGAAAAAGAAUUUUCAUUCUAUCAAUUUGGUUUUACAGCAUAUUUACGUUAUUUAUUGAUUGAAUUACCAACAUACAAUCAUAUUUAUGAAAUUAACUGUUCUCAAUGUGAUAAAUAUUCUUCAAUUUUAAUUAUAUUAUUUGAUUUAUUAUUCGAUUUAAUUGAAUAUGAUAUAUGUAAAAUAACAAAUAAAGAAAUACAUCGUUCAUCAUUGAUAGAAGAUGAUUAUUUUAAUAAAUUAAUUAUGAAGAAAUCGAAUAAAUUUGAUCGUAUUAAAUUAAUUAUUUAUUUUAUUGAAUUAAUUGAAAUACAUAGAAAUAAAUGUCAAAAUAAAAAAGUAUUUAAUUUUCAUAAGAACGAAAAUAUAAUUUUUCAAUGGAUUGAAGGUUUUAUUCGAUAUAUUAUUUAUCAUCAAGAAAAUAAUUUAAUUAAUGAAAAACUUUCGAUUUGUUUCAAUGUUAUGGAAUUAUGUAUUUUAUUUGUUAAUGAAAAAGAAAAUCGUAUAAGACAAAUGGCAUUGUUUCUGACAAAAUUAUGUGAAGAAAAUUCAACAUAUUUGAAUUUUAUUUUAUUCAAUAAAGAUUUAUUAAUUGAUAUUCGUUUAUUAUUAAUAAAUGAAUUAAUUUCGAAUAAAUUUGAUAUUAAAUUGUUCUCAAUCAAUGAUAUCGAAAACCUUUUUCAUCAUAUUCAAAUGACAUUAACAUCACCAAAUUCAAUUGAUGAAAUGUCAUUAUUAUUAAUUCGAAGCCUGUUCGAUACCUAUGCUGAUUUUAUGAUUGAUAUGAAGAAUUCGAAUUUUGUAUAUUCUACUUAUUCCGAACAAAUUACAUCAAUAUUACGUACUCAACUUGAAACAAUUCAUUUAACUUUAGCGAAUAUUUCGCAUGAUUCAAAUGAUUCUCAACAGAUCGAACGCAUGGUGAUACUUUUUCGUUUAUUAAAAUAUAAAUGGAAGAAAUUAUAG
Molecule: messenger RNA, 2271 nt
Organism: Adineta steineri
Lineage: Eukaryota; Metazoa; Rotifera; Eurotatoria; Adinetida; Adinetidae
Source: the annotation of a GenBank genome assembly